This is a messenger RNA of Mandrillus leucophaeus (drill), 3771 nucleotides long. It is a transcript of the gene LOX, whose product is annotated as lysyl oxidase. The coding region runs from base 282 to 845 and encodes 187 amino acids. NCBI's taxonomy places the organism in Eukaryota, Metazoa, Chordata, Mammalia, Primates, Cercopithecidae. Gene Ontology annotation, molecular function: copper ion binding; protein-lysine 6-oxidase activity. Gene Ontology annotation, biological process: peptidyl-lysine oxidation. The transcript is spliced from 6 exons. The record is from RefSeq and is a predicted model, not a curated record.
GGCAGCCCUGGAAUCUAGUGCAAACCGCGCGUCUGGCCCCUCCUGCUUCCUUUUCACAUUGCUUUGCAGCCCCGGGAGUCCCCAGUUCUCUUGCUGCCCCCUGCUCCACUCUGCAGUCCCGGUGGGCGAAGGGUGAGGAGUAAGGGACCUAGAGGGGUAGGGAGUUGGAGCGGGGGGCGCCGGGUUGUUUCACUGCUGCGCCCGUCGCCUGCUGACGUUUAGGUCUCCCAGACCUGGUGGCCGACCCCUACUACAUCCAGGCGUCCACGUACGUGCAGAAGAUGUCCAUGUACAACCUGAGAUGCGCCGCGGAGGAAAACUGCCUGGCCAGUACGGCAUACAGGGCAGAUGUCAGAGAUUAUGAUCACAGGGUGCUGCUCAGAUUUCCCCAAAGAGUGAAAAACCAAGGGACAUCAGAUUUCUUACCCAGCCGACCAAGAUAUUCCUGGGAAUGGCAUAGUUGUCACCAACAUUACCACAGUAUGGAUGAGUUUAGCCACUAUGACCUGCUUGAUGCCAACACCCAGAGGAGAGUGGCUGAAGGCCACAAAGCAAGUUUCUGUCUUGAAGACACAUCCUGUGACUAUGGCUACCACAGGCGAUUUGCAUGUACUGCACACACACAGGGAUUGAGUCCUGGCUGUUACGAUACUUACGGUGCAGACAUAGACUGCCAGUGGAUUGAUAUUACAGAUGUAAAACCUGGAAACUAUAUCCUAAAGGUCAGUGUAAACCCCAGCUACCUGGUUCCUGAAUCUGACUAUACCAACAAUGUUGUGCGCUGUGACAUUCGCUACACAGGACAUCAUGCGUAUGCCUCAGGCUGCACAAUUUCACCGUAUUAGAAAGCAAGGCAAAACUCCCAAUGGAUAAAUCAGUGCCUGGUGUUCUGAAGUGGGAAAAAAUAGAUUAACUUCAGUAGGAUUCAUGUAUUUUGAAAAAGAGAACAGAAAACAACAAAAGAAAUUUUGUUUGGACUGUUUUCAAUAACAAAGCACAUAACUGGAUUUUGAACACUUAAGUCAUCAUUACUUGGGAAAUUUUUAAUGUUUAUUAUUUACAUCACUUUGUGAAUUAUCAGUGUUUCAAUUCUGUAAUUACAUAUUUGACUCUUUCAAAGAAAUCCAAAUUUCUCAUGUUCCUUUUGAAAUUAUAGUGCAAAAGGGUCAGUAUUAUUUAAGUGAAUGAGCCAAAAUGACUUUGAAGUGAAACUUUUCUAACGUGCUGGAACUUUAGUGAAACAUAAUAAUAAUGGGUUUAUAUAUGUCAUAGCAUAGAUGAAUUUAGAAACAAUGUUCCUACUGUUUAAAUACAUAUGGACACAUCUGGUGCUGAGAAAGAAACAAACACAUUACCAUUGGUGUCAAGAAAUAUUACUAUAUAGCAGAGACAUGGCAAUACAUGUAUUCAGAUAGUUACAUCCCUAUAUAAAAAUUAUGUUUACAUUUUAAAAAUAAGUAGAUAACUUUCUUUCUUUCAAAUGCACAAUUUCAUUUUGACUUGAGUCAACUUUUGUUUUGGAACAAAUAAGUAAGGGAGCUGCCCAAUUCCUGUCUGAUAUUUCUUGAGGCUGCCCUCUAUCAUUUCAUCUUUCCCAUGGGCAGAGAGGUUGUAAGUGGGAUUCUUAAUAUCACCAUUCUUGGGACUGCUAUAUGUAAGGCAGCCAUGAAACUGGGAAGUCAUUUUGAUGACUGAUGUGAUACAUCCAGAGAUAAUAUGCAUUUAAACAUAUUAAAAUAUUUGCCAAAGAUACAAUUUUCUUGCUCACAUAAAAUCAUACAAACAAGUCCCCCCCAAACCACAACUGUCUCUCAAAUAACUUAAAAAAAUUUAAAAACAUUUUAGGAUUUUUCAACUUUUCUAGAUUUUAAAAAGAUGUUCAGCUAUUAAAGAGAGGAUUGCUAAAAAUUUUAUAUUAUCUAGAACACAGGAACAUCAUCCUGUGUUCUAUUCAGGCUUAUUCAGGAAUCAGUCACACAUGUGUGUGUGUCUGAGAUAUAGUCUAAAUUAGCAAAGCUCAUAGUAUUACAUACUUGAGGGGUUGGUGAACAAAGGAAAAAGAUACUUUCUGCAAAACCGAGGAUCAUGCUGCGUAAUGAGACAGGUGUGAUUGCAUUUUAAACUGUGAAACCAUGUGCCAUAAUAGAAUUUUGAGAUUUUCGCUUUUUCCUAAAUUCAAGAAAAUGAAAUUACACUUUUAAGUUAGUGGUGCUUAAGCAGAAUUUUUCCUACAUUAACCAGUAUUAAAAUCUCAAGUAAGACUUUCCAGUGCCAGAACACGUUAGGUGGAAUUUUAAAAGUGCAUCGGCAUCCUGUAUUACAUAUCAUAGAAUUGUAAAGUCAACAUCAAUUACUAGUAAUCAUUCUGCACUCACUGGGUGCAUAGCAUGGUUAGAGGGGCUAGAGAUGGACAGUCAUCAGCUGGCGGAUAUAGCGGUACAUAUGAUCCUUAUCCACCAGGGCACACGCUUACCAGUAGACAAUACAGACAGAGCUUUUGUUGAGCUAGUAACUGAGCUAUGGAAUAGCUUCUUUGAUGUACCUCUUUGCCUUAAAUUGCUUUUUAGUUCCAAGAUUGUAGAAUGAUCCUUUCAAAUUGUAAUCUUUUCUAAUGGAGAUAUUUUAAUAUACUUGCUUUCUUAAAAAACAAAAAAAAACUACUGUCAGUAUUAAUACUGAGCCAGACUGGCAUCUACAGAUUUCAGAUCUAUCAUUUUAUUGAUCCUUAAGCUUGUAUGAAAAACUAGGCAAUAUCAUCAUGGAUAUAUAGGAGAAGACAUAUUCACAAUCAUUCAUUGGGCCUUUUAUCUGUCUAUCCAUUCAUCAUCAUUUGAAGGCCUAAUAUAUGCCAGGUACUCACAUGCUAUGCAUUGAGACAUAAAAAAGACUGUCUCUAACCUCAAUAAGUAUUAAAAAUCCCAUUAUUACCCAGAAGGUUCAUCUUAUUUUAUUUUUAGGAAAUAAAAUUACAUGUCUAUAAAAUUUCAAUUUUAAGCACUAUUGUUUUUCAUGACCAUAAUUUAUUUUUAAAAAUAAAUUAAAGGUUAACUAUAUGCAUGUGUGUAUUUCUAAUAAUUAAAAAUGUGUUCAAUCCCUGAAAUGUCUGCCUUUGAAAUAUAACACCUACUAUUUGGUUAAUUUUGACAAUUUUUUUUUCAAUUAGGAAGCUAAAGAUACUACUUUAUUCCUUAUGUGAACUUUCAUUCCCCUCCUGGCACCUCUAAACACACCCAAGUAACUCACAAGUACUGAUUUAACACUCAGUAUUUUUGAACUUCUUUGAAUUAUUUUGAAUUUUGAAUCUCUUCUCUGAAUAACUGCCAAAACUCAAAGAUAAUGAUUAGUUGAUGGAGGUUAUCAAUUAAUAAAAUAAAGAACACAGUCCAGUCUUACCAAACUCUAAAUACAUUUUAAAAAAUAGGAACUGGCAAUGAUAAAAAGAAUGCUGAGUACUGACAGGAGAUUGGCUUUUACACUAAAAAAAAAAAAAAAAAAAAAAAACCAGAAAACGGACUAAAUAGGAACAUAAUUUUGGAGUUUAUGAGUCAGUUUACAAUAUGCCAUAUUAGUAAUCUCAUAAUGAUUCAGACCACAGUCUGGGUUAAAGAUGUCUUGACCUCUGAGGCUAGCACUCAGUCUUCCAACAGUAGCAUAACAUAUAUGAGUAUACAACUUGCCUAUUUCCAGAAAAUCUGUAUAUUUUUAUAGAAUAACUUUAUUUACAAUUUCUAUCAUCCAAUUACUCACUAGACAUUAUCUGUAGUAACUUUU